GCUGCCGCUUGCCGAGCGAUUUGUCCCGCUGCAGGGCGGGGAAGCGGCUGCGUCGCUGUAGCCCGGCGGAGAGCCUGGGAUGCCGCUGCUGAGCCGCUCCCUGCACAGCUUGACUCCGGAUCCGCCAGCCAGGUUCUGAACGGUGCCUGAACAGAAGUUAAAGAGCCAAGAGCUGCCCUCGGAGACAGGCUGCAGAAUAAUUAGUCACCAUGACGACAGAGACAGGCCCAGACUCAGAGGUGAAGAAUGCCCAGGAGGAGCCCCCACAGCAGCAGCUGGAGGCAGCGGCAACCAGUCCAACCACGGUGACCACCGGCCCUGGCCCGACGGCCAACAACCGGGAAGCUGAGGCCAACGAGAAGCCGAGAGCCCAGGCCGACUCCAGAAGUGCGGAGCCGGGCAUGGAUUUGGAGGAGAAGGACUACAGUGAAACAGACGGGCUGUCUGAGAAAACCACGCCCAGCAAGACCCAGAAAUCCCCCCAGAAAAUUGCCAAGAAGCUCAAGAGCGCCAUCUGCAGGGUGACCCUACUCGACGCCUCUGAGUAUGAGUGUGAAGUGGAGAAACACGCCCGGGGCCAGGUGCUCUUCGACAUGGUGUGUGAGCACCUCAACCUCCUGGAGAAGGAUUACUUCGGCCUGACGUUCUGCGACUCCGACAGCCAGAAGAACUGGCUGGACCCUUCCAAGGAAAUCAAAAAGCAGAUCCGCAGUGGCCCCUGGAACUUUGCCUUCACUGUUAAAUUCUACCCACCCGACCCUGCCCAGCUCACAGAGGACAUCACAAGAUACUACCUGUGUCUGCAGCUGCGGGCUGACAUCAUCACGGGCCGCUUGCCGUGCUCCUUCGUCACGCACGCCCUGCUGGGCUCCUACGCCGUGCAGGCCGAGCUGGGAGACUACGAUGCUGAGGAGCACGUCGGCAACUACGUCAGCGAGCUGCACUUCGCACCCAACCAGACCAGAGAGCUGGAGGAGCGCAUCAUGGAGCUGCACAAGACCUACAGGGGCAUGACGCCGGGCGAAGCGGAGAUCCACUUCCUGGAGAAUGCCAAGAAGCUCUCCAUGUACGGAGUCGACCUGCACCACGCCAAGGACUCAGAAGGUAUCGACAUCAUGCUGGGCGUCUGUGCCAACGGCCUGCUGAUCUACAGGGACAGGCUGAGGAUAAACCGCUUUGCCUGGCCCAAGAUCCUCAAGAUUUCCUACAAGAGGAGCAACUUCUACAUCAAAAUCCGCCCCGGCGAGUACGAGCAGUUCGAGAGCACCAUUGGCUUCAAGCUGCCCAAUCACCGCUCUGCCAAGAGGCUCUGGAAAGUCUGCAUUGAGCAUCACACCUUCUUCAGGCUGGUGUCCCCAGAGCCGCCCCCAAAGGGCUUCCUGGUGAUGGGCUCUAAGUUCCGCUACAGCGGGCGGACGCAGGCCCAGACCCGCCAGGCCAGUGCCCUGAUCGACCGGCCUGCACCCUUCUUCGAGCGCUCCUCCAGCAAACGGUACACCAUGUCUCGCAGCCUCGAUGGAGAGUUCUCGCGCCCAGCCUCCGUCAGCGAGAACCACGACGGAGGGGCCGAGUCCGAGAGGCGGGACGAGGACAGCGAGUACGGAGGGUGGCGACGCUCCGAGGCGGAGGAUGAGGUUGAGGAAGUGACGACCCCGACGAAAAUCAAGGAGCUGAAGCCGGAGCAGGAAACCACCCCCAGGCACAAGCAGGAGUUUUUAGACAAACCAGAAGACGUUUUGCUAAAGCACCAGGCCAGCAUCAAUGAGCUGAAGAGGACGCUGAAGGAGCCCAACAGCAAGCUGGUUCACAGGGACCGGGACAGGAGGCUGCCUUCAUCACCAGCCUCUUCCUCACCCAAGAAUGAGGAUGAGACGCCAAAGGGGACCCCGGAGAAGGCCAGUGAGAGGAUUGAAGAGGAUUUCCUAGAGGAGUUUUCAGCCGAGCAUGGAGCUGCCUUAUCCAUGGAGUCUUUCACCCAGAAAAGCCUUGCCUCUUCUCCUGAGAGAGCGGGAGCGAGGGAGGGCGCAGAGGAGAAAGCGAAGCCACCUCGGCACAGGGCUCCUGAGAGCGACACUGGGGAUGAGGAGCAAGACCAGGAGAGGGAUUCGGUCUUUCUGAAGGACAACCAUCUGGCCAUCGAGCGAAAGUGCUCGAGCAUCACGGUUAGCUCGACCUCCAGCCUGGAAGCCGAGGUAGACUUCACUAUGAUCGGCGACUUCCACAGCACAGCCUUUGAAGACUUCUCCAGAAGUCUGCCUGAGCUCGAUAAAGACAUGAGUGAGAGGGAAGCUGAAGGUGCGAUUUCCUCCCAGGAUACUGACAAAGCAACUCCUGGCCAAGAAGAAGAUGCCAAGGAAGGGGAGCAGGGCUCCCACCAUAUCCCAGAAGUGUCCCACUUUGAGUCAUCCGUUCUGAAAACAGAGGCUGUGACUCUCAGCUCGGUGACUGGCACAAAGAAGGCAGAACCAGAGGUCUCCGUGCACCACAGAGUCACCACGACGGAAACAACACAGGUCGACAGAGGCACCACGGGCGGAAAAGAGACAACAGCCACGUCCCACAUCGUCACCACAGAAAGCAUAUCAGUGACCUCAGAUCACAGUACCAAGCCUGGGAAGGGAAUGAGCCCCGCUACCGAACUUCGCUCCAUAUCUCCGAUCACCAGCAGCUCUGCUGGGAAGGAAGUUCUCACCAGCAUAUUUGGUGCCACUGCAGAAACCCUCUCCACCUCCACCACUACCCACGUUACCAAGACUGUGAAAGGAGGGUUUGCAGAGACCAGAAUAGAGAAGCGGAUCAUUAUUACGGGAGAUGAAGAUGUGGAUCAAGACCAGGCAUUAGCUUUGGCAAUCAAAGAGGCAAAACUACAGCACCCUGACAUGCUGGUAACCAAAGCUGUGGUAUAUAGAGAAACAGAACCAUCUCCAGAGGAAAGGGACAAGAAACCUCAGGAAUCUUGACCGCCGUGUUCACAGAAGUUGGCAUCUCUAUUCAAACCCAACUCGGAGAACAAUGAAGAAGGGGCCUUCCUGCUGGAUUCCUCAAUGAGACCUAGACGUCCUGGCUGCAACGUUAAUGGCGAGAGACAAAAUUUUUUAAAAAAGGAAUAGCAAAUAUAUAAUAUAUAUAUAUAUAUUAUAUAUAUAUAUACACAGGAAACAAAAUGCAUCCUUGCACUGCUGCUAUAUGCUGGAGGUGAAUUGCAAACAGCAACAUCAACAAUAACACACAAAACCAACCGCCUACUUUAGCCUUUGCAAACAAAUUGAAGAAUUGACUGGAUUCAUCAGAAAAACAAACAAAAAAUCAUGAUAAUAACUAUAAUAUUAUUAACAUACAAUAAACCGCCAUUUUGCAUGUUACAUUUAAAAGACACACAACUCAUGGGUUCAUUUGUUGCACACUGAAUGGAAAGGAAACGUGCUUUGCAACAAAGCAGCAAACAAAAAAACUCCAACAACCCACAAGCAGAUGCAAAACUAUUCCCCACCUAAGGAAAGAAGAGAGAGAACCAUUGAAUUGUUUGAUUACUUUGUAAUUAUUUUCUGCUUCAGGAUGUGUGGUGAUCAUCCCUCUUCCCAUUCCAUGCUAGUUCUGUUUCAUCAUUUUUUGGUUCUGUUCUUACUCCCCACACUUGUCCUUCCUUCUCUUUCCUCUGUCCCCUUGUCCGGUCUCUUGUUCUGCUGAAGGUAAUAAGAACAGAUCUCAUUUAAAACAAAACAAAACCUAUAUGUAUAUGGUUUCUCAUUUAUAAAAAUGCAGUCUGUAGGGGUUUCAUAUGAAUGUGCUUUUAAGUUAUGUAUAUUAUAUAUAACUGGGGGUGUGGAGUGGGGGGUGGGAAACAAUAUUAAAAUAAUUAAACAGUGCUGGUAAGUUUGCUGAUGACAUUUUUAAAUUAUAAUUGUUUGGUUGACUGUGGUUGAUAUACUAUGAGAAUCUUAGCUCACACUGAUAUCCCACAAGAAGAGAACAGGGAACAUUUCAUUAGCUGCUGCUCUUUGGGGGGUGGGAUGGGACGUUUGCCACUGAGUUGAUGCACUGUGGCAGGAGGGGUUGGUGUAGUGACACAGUGUAUGGUGUUUGUAAUUGGUUGGUUGGUGAUAAGGGAGUGCUCAGCAACAUGGAGGGGUGGGGGAUUGGGAAAGAAGGAAUGGACUGCAUCCAUUUACCAUUACCAAAAUGUGCCAGUCAGAAAUGUCUCCCCAUGCCCCCAAUCCAAAGAUGUUGAGGUUGUUUGGAGAUUCAAGGUUAGACUGUUUGAUUCCCAUGCUUCCCGCCUCUAGGAGUCUUUGACUCCUCAGGUCUGGAGCCCUAGCAGCAGUAGAGGUAUCAUAUCAUACUUGUCAGCAGGUUCUUGAAAACCAGGCACCUGGGCUGAGUUAGGGAUUCAUACAGUGAUCCCCCCCUAACCCACUGGUCUAGACACUUGUUUCUAGCUUCAUUUCUGAACCUCAGCCCCAGCUUGAGAGCAAGUACCUCUCCAUAGCAAGCUGUAUGUUUGCAUUUUGCCAGGGUGGCUGUAGGCUGUGCGACAGCUGCCCUGGCAGGAACAGACAAAUGGCAGCUCCCGCAUGGUACUGUCUACCGAUACUCUGGCUUAGGGUUGACUCCUGUCCAUCGACAGUGGAUGAGGAAGAUACCAUGUGACAAACGUGCAGGGAAUAGCAGGUUUACAGGGCUGGAUAGAAUUGCCCAGUCAUCCAGAACUUAGAGGGCAGAUGCUGAUGAGGCAGCGGGAAGGCAGAGAGGCUGCUUUCCCCACGACUGGUCAGAACUUGGCACUUAGAUAAAGUUUUCCUCUGCUGCUGCCUAUGGAGUGGAGAUUUUGGGCCCAGUCUAGGACCUGAGGCACUGUGUGAGACAGGCAGUUAGGGCAGACUUAGAACCAAAAAAAGAAAAGGAAAUGAACUGAUUUCCAAAUGGAAUUGUCACAAGCUCCUGAAACUACAGAAGGGUCCACAAACAUUGCACUAUCUUUGUCUUUAUUUCCCCACCCCACACUUAAUGCCUGGAGAGGAAGCACAUCUAGCUAGUCCCCAUGAUAGGAUCUGGGAAUCCUAUUGAAAAUGGACAACUUGAAUAUUUAGAAUCAGGUGGGCAUACCUCAUAUGAUCAAUUUCCUACCAUAGCAGGGAUUCCUGAGUCUCUGGUGGGCCUCGGUCUUUCCAGUUGGCUUCUGGGUGGGAGGGAUAGCUCAGUGGUUUGAGCAUUGGCCUGCUAAACCCAGGGUUGUAAGUUCAAUCCUUAAGGGGGCCAUUUAGGGAUCUGGGGCAAAAAUCUGGGGAUUGAUCCUGCUUUGAGCAGGGGGUUGGACUAGAUGACCUCCUGAGGUCCCUUCCAACCCCGAUAUUCUAUGAGACUGUGUCUCCACGAAGUCUGUUCUCCUUUUGGCACAUGGGUUUCUCCUGUAAGCAUUAAAGGGAUGAGCACUGGCUCCCUGACAAUAGCACUGAUUCAUGUGCUAGUGCCAGUGAGGGUCAUUUCAGGCUUCUGAUGAAUCCAAAUGUGUGGUGUUCUCCCUGGAUUCUCCCUGAAAGUUCACAGCCACCAAUAACCUGCUGCUGCUUUAGGAACAACACUCACCAAAACCCAAAAGGAGUGACAGCAAUUACACAAAGACUUUUUUUUAAAAACACCCAAGUCAGCUGUAAAAAACACAUGUGCUUUCAGGAAGAGAAGCCCAACUCAGAGGACCUGUUCCCAAGAGCUGUGCAAGGCAUUAAGCCUGUCUGUUCUGCUAUCAGAGGGGGUACAUUCCCCCAUGCAUCACACUGGCUGUUUGACACAUUUUGAAUUUCAAACAAACCAAAAAAAAAAAAAAAAAAAAAGCUGGUAGAAACUUGAUGCUAUUGAAAUUGAAUUAGAGGCUACUUUGAAACUCCAGGAGCCUGAUUCUGAUCUCGCUCAUGCUAGUGUAAAAUCUGGAGUCACUCCAUUAGAAACAGUGGAGUUGCACUGCUGCAAAAUCGGUGGAAGUGAGAUUAGAAACAGAUCCUGCAUGUUCAGAGCUAAAAAACAGUGGACCUAUUUUUCUGGAUUCCUCACAGUGAGUGACAAUGGGGGGGCGGGGGGAGCAUGAGUCUUUUGCUCACCUGGCAAGAUGUGGGUUUUAUAGAUAUAGAAAUAGAUAUAAUCCACGCCUUGCCAGGUGAGCAAUAGACACAAGCUUUUUCUUUAUAUAUUUUUUAUAUAUCUAUAUUGUUUGUGAUGGUGUUGAAGCCGUGCAUCACUCUAAGGCCUUGGCUUCCUCCCACCUUCUUCGUCACUGUCGCUGACAUUUCAGAUUUUUCUUUUCACUAUUUUUCUUUUUUCUGGGGGCCUUUCCGUUGAAGUGGGUGGGAGACACGAGUGCCUGUUUGUCCCUAAAUCUGCAAGUUCAUUUCAAAACUGGCCUGCAAUUGCAUGAGUGAUAAUAAUAAUAAACAGGAUUUUUAUUUGAAAAGCACCUUACCAACCAACUGCAAUGCUCUGUCGUUCCUUCACUAACUCCCCUUUCCUCUUCCCCUGUUCCUCUUCUCCCCCUCGCCCCUUUCAAUCAUAUUCUUUUUCAGUACUUGGUGGUGUAUGCGUGUGUGCUCACUGUUCUUGUAUUCAAUAAAAGUGAAAUAAAUGUGUUUGAUGCUCAACCA
Messenger RNA from Trachemys scripta elegans, 6629 nucleotides. RefSeq names its product erythrocyte membrane protein band 4.1 like 1 (gene EPB41L1). Gene Ontology annotation, biological process: cortical actin cytoskeleton organization. The record is from RefSeq and is a predicted model, not a curated record. Gene Ontology annotation, cellular component: plasma membrane; cytoskeleton. The transcript has 24 exons. NCBI's taxonomy places the organism in Eukaryota, Metazoa, Chordata, Testudines, Emydidae. Gene Ontology annotation, molecular function: actin binding; structural molecule activity. The coding region runs from base 210 to 2960 and encodes 916 amino acids.